This is a messenger RNA of Talpa occidentalis (Iberian mole), 685 nucleotides long. It is a transcript of the gene CEP295NL, whose product is annotated as CEP295 N-terminal like. The record is from RefSeq and is a predicted model, not a curated record. Bases 68 to 640 code for a protein of 190 amino acids. The transcript has a single exon. NCBI's taxonomy places the organism in Eukaryota, Metazoa, Chordata, Mammalia, Eulipotyphla, Talpidae.
CGCCGGGCGUCUCGGCUCAGGGCUCGCACCAUCCUCGCCCGAAGCCAGGCCCGCACAGCGCUGCAGCAUGAAGAGGAAUGUGGAGCGAGCUGCGCCCUGCCCGGGGCCCGACGACAGCGACAGCUUGCUUUCGAGGCAGAAGCACAGGUUGCUGCAGGCCAGGGACGAGGGCGACCUGGCCGAGCGGAGGAGGCACGACCUCAAGCAGCAGAAGAGCCAGCUCUUGCGGCGCCUGGUGGAGGAGUUGAGGGCAGAGUGGCUGGAAGCCCCAGACCAGCUGGUCCACACCCUGGAAGGCCUGUAUUUGGCGUAUCUGCUGGGUGGGGGAGGGGGGCGGACCGUGGACAAUGAGCCCGGGCUGGAAGGGCCUGCCCAGCGAGGGGCCCCUGGGCCUCGAAGGGCCGGGGAGAAGCACAAAGCCAGGGAAGAGAAGAGCCGCAGAGAAGAGCCGGCGCGGCCGCAGCCCUGGUGCCCCAAGUCCCAGAGGAGGACAGGCCGGUCUCACUCCCCUCCUGUCCCCAGCCCCCCGAGAAGCGCAAAGGGAGACGCGGGCCAGCGACCAAGACCUGCAGCCGCCGUUCCGGGGGCCCUCUGGCCGCCCCAGGGGAGACCCAGCGCCUGGAGGGAAGGGGGCAGCUGAGCAAGGGGGCAGCUGGGCUCAUCCGGGGCCCGAGCAGCGGCUCUG